This is a messenger RNA of Gavia stellata (red-throated loon), 2287 nucleotides long. It is a transcript of the gene OSBP2, whose product is annotated as oxysterol binding protein 2. Bases 14 to 2077 code for a protein of 687 amino acids. The record is from RefSeq and is a predicted model, not a curated record. Gene Ontology annotation, cellular component: membrane; intracellular membrane-bounded organelle; cytosol. Gene Ontology annotation, molecular function: cholesterol binding. Lineage: Eukaryota; Metazoa; Chordata; Aves; Gaviiformes; Gaviidae. The transcript has 13 exons.
GACACAGGCAGAAAUGGCCCACACGUGUCGCGGCACCAUCAACCUGUCCACGGCUCAUAUCGAUACGGAGGACUCUUGUAACAUCGUGCUUUCCAACGGGGGAAGGACCUACCACUUAAAGGCGAACUCGGAAGUGGAGAGGCAGCGCUGGGUCACGGCCCUGGAGCUGGCCAAAGCGAAAGCCAUCCGCAUGAGGAACAACCAGUCAGAUGACUCGGGCGACGAGGAGCCCGCCUCGCAGUCAGACAAGAGCGAGCUGCACGGCACGUUGAAAACCCUCUCGAGUAAGCUGGAGGAUCUGAGCACUUGCAAUGACCUGAUCGCGAAGCACGGGGCGGCCCUGCAGCGCUCGCUCAGCGAGCUGGAGAACCUGAAGCUGCCGGCUGAGAGCGGCGAGAAGAUCAAGGCGGUGAACGAACGAGCCACGCUCUUCCGCAUCACCUCCAAUGCUAUGAUCAACGCUUGCCGUGAUUUCCUGGACUUAGCCGAAACUCACAGCCGAAAAUGGCAGCGGGCGCUGCAGUAUGAACGGGAGCAGAGGAUCCGGCUGGAGGAGACCAUCGAGCAGUUAGCCAAGCAGCACAACAGCUUGGAGCGAGCCUGCCGCGGAGCUCCCGGCCUGUCCUCCAGCAGCACCGGCAUCACCAGCACCACCAAGGGGAGUGUGCAGUCUGCCAAGGGAGAGGCCAGUGAUGAAGAUGAAGAGACGGAGUAUUUUGAUGCCAUGGAGGAUGCACCAGCUUUUAUCACUGUAACCGCAGACCCCAAGCACCACAGGCGUUCGGGCAGUAACCUGAGUGGGGCCAGCGAGGGCCACCCCGAGGACUGGAACCUGGAGGACAAUCUCCUGCCAAAGAAAAGGAGACGGACUCGCAUCCCCGACAAACCCAACUACAGCCUUAACCUCUGGAGCAUCAUGAAGAACUGCAUUGGCAAAGAGCUCUCCAAGAUCCCCAUGCCCGUAAACUUCAACGAGCCGCUCUCCAUGCUGCAGAGGCUGACGGAGGACCUGGAGUACCACGAGCUGCUGGACAAAGCGGUCAAGUGCGAGAGCUCCACGGAGCAGAUGUGCUUCGUCGCCGCAUUCUCGGUGUCUUCCUACUCGACGACUGUCCACCGCACCGCAAAGCCAUUCAACCCACUGCUGGGGGAAACCUAUGAGCUUGACCGGCUGGAGGAGUUUGGCUUCCGUUCCCUGUGCGAGCAGGUGAGCCACCACCCCCCGGCAGCCGCCCAUCACGUCUACUCCAAGCGAGGGUGGACGUUGUGGCAGGAAAUCACGAUCGCCAGCAAGUUCAGGGGCAAAUACCUCUCCAUCAUGCCACUGGGCGCCAUCCACCUCGAGUUUCACUCCAGCGGGAAUCACUACGUCUGGAGGAAAGUCACCUCCACUGUUCACAACAUCAUCGUGGGCAAGCUCUGGAUUGACCAGUCUGGUGAAAUAGAGAUUGUUAACCAUAAGUCAAAAGAUAAAUGCCAGCUGAAAUUUACCCCCUACAGCUACUUCUCCAGAGACGUCCCCCGAAAGGUGACAGGGGUGGUGAGUGACGCUGACGGUAAAGCCCAUUACGUCAUGUCCGGCACGUGGGACGAGAAGAUGGAGUGCUCCAAGAUAGUCCAGAGCAGCCACGGCAGCACCAGCACGGAGGGCAAGCAGAAAACCGUCUACCAGACGCUGUCUCCAAAGGUCCUGUGGAAGAAGUACCCCCUCCCGGAGAACGCCGAGAACAUGUAUUUCUUCUCUGACCUGGCCCUCACCCUGAACGAGCCCGAGGAGCGAGUGGCCCCCACGGACAGCCGGCUGAGACCCGACCAGCGGCUGAUGGAGAACGGCCGCUGGGACGAGGCCAACGUGGAGAAGCAGCGGCUGGAGGAGAAGCAGCGAGCCGUGCGCCGGAGGCGAGAGGCCGAGGCCGUGGAAGCCCUGGAGGAAGGCAAGGACUACGAAGGCUACAUCCCACUGUGGUUUGAGCGCAAGGUGGAUGCCGUGACGGGGGAGCUGAUCUGCGUCUAUAAGGGCGGCUACUGGGAGGCCAAGGACAAGCAGGACUGGAGUACGUGCCCCGACAUCUUCUGAGCCGCUCCGCUCGCGCCGGGGUGGCCGGCCUCGCGCCUCAGUUCACCAGGACAGACAGAGGGACAGUGAGGACACGCUGGCAGCGUCCCGCCGGCGGUUAACAGUUAACAUACACAGAGUCAAUACACGCAGAAAUUUGAAAAGAAAAACUAAACAGGGAUUCCAAACCUAUUUUUUUACGCACUAAUAAAUAGCAUCCUUUUUUUUUUU